AUAAUUAAUAGCGAAAUUAAAAUUAUACUCCGCGUGUCGUCUUUGCGAUUCGAUAUUUCGCCCAAAAUUCUGACAUUCAAAAACCCUGCAACGAAAUUCCAACACCGGGAAAAAAAAUGUCGGUUAUCAACUGUGAAACCUUCUACGAAGACGAACCCACGCUGGAUGAAGUCAAACGUGAAAUUUCUAGUAUUGUGGGACUGCCGGAGAUCAAGAGGCAGUUGGAAUCAAUUGUGGAUAAAAUUACUGAUGCGGAGAAGGACGCCGCCGAUGGAAUUAGGGUUAUACCUCCAAAGCCCUUUCACAUGGUGUUCGUCGGCAGGAAUGGAACAGGCAAGUCCACAGUGGCUAGAAUAAUUGGCAAACUAUUUUACUUGGCCGGAGCUCUGGCUUCAUACACUGUGACUGAAAUGCAAGGAAAUCAAAAGAUGAAAGAUGCAGAGGGUGGCGUGCUGCUCGUGAACAUAGAUGAGGAAGAUCUCAUUAAUUCCGAUACACAGGAGGAGCUCAUAGCUGCGAUGGACGCAGGAGACUCAUCAGUUGUGUUAGCCGGGAAUUACAUUGCCUUGAACCAAUACAUGAAGUGCAACCUCAAUUUGUACAAAAGGUUCUCAGCGAGGCUUCAAUUCGACGACUUGACUUGCGAAGAUCUUGCCAUGAUUCUUGAGAGGAAGGCAAGCAUUAAAGAGGAGAAUGAUUUGUUAUGUGGCUUUGAGCUGGAUAGCUCUUGCAGCACCGACAGUAUCGCUCGGACGAUAGCUGAGCUUACGCCUCGAAACCUACGUAGCUUGCUGAAUGCACAUUUGCUGGAUCAGAUGCUGAUUGAGGCGAAGAAAGUGGCCAUGCCAGGAGAGAAAAUCAUAUCAUUGGGGGACCUGGCGAUGGGUAUACAGAAUGGGGCAGAUGUCUACAAGAAGUUGCUAAAUUUGUGAUAAUUAGGGAUUUUGUGAUUAUGAAGAAAUUGAUAAUUAGUUGUUGUCAUAUUACUUCGUAGUCAUUAGUUAUUAAUUACUUCACCAUUUGUAAGAUAACCCAACUUUUGAUGUGCUAAUGCCAGCCAUUUUAAUGGCAUUGGUAUUUCUUUUGUCCGACUAUUUCUUCA
Molecule: messenger RNA, 1102 nt
Organism: Salvia hispanica
Lineage: Eukaryota; Viridiplantae; Streptophyta; Magnoliopsida; Lamiales; Lamiaceae
Molecular function (GO): ATP binding; ATP hydrolysis activity
Source: RefSeq, a predicted model, not a curated record